AUGGCAGCCGGACAGCGCCGCGAAGAGGACCGCCAUACCUUCUACGCGGGAAAGCAGCAACCAUCGGACUCGGCCGGCAGCUUUGAAACAAUCGAUCCUUCAACCGCUCGGCCGGUAUGCACUAUUCACACCUCGUCCGAGGCCUCAAUUAACAAAGCCAUUGAAUCCGCACAAUCCGCUUUCCCUUCAUGGUCAGCCACCCCACCUAUUGAGCGGGCUCGUGUCCUGCUGCGAGCAGUUGCUCUUUUAAGAGAGAGGAACGAUGAGUUAGCCAAGGUCGAGACUCUAGAUACUGGCAAACCAUUCUCCGAAACUUCAGCAGUGGACAUUGUAACUGGCGCUGAUGUCCUCGAGUACUUUGCCAAUCUUGUUUCUAGCGGUGGUUUAAAUGGCGAGUCUUUCCGCCUGCGGCCAAGUGCUUGGGUUUACACAACCAAAGAGCCCCUCGGCGUCUGUGCUGGCAUAGGCGCUUGGAAUUACCCAAUACAAAUCGCCUUAUGGAAGUCUGCACCGUGCUUGGCUGCCGGCAACUGUAUGGUAUACAAGCCAAGUGAGUUUACGCCGCUGCAUGCACACUACUUGGCAAGCAUCUACAAAGAGGCAGGACUGCCCGACGGCGUAUUCAAUGUGGUGUACGGCGCCGGCCAAGUUGGAGCUCAGUUGACAAGUCAUUCUGCAAUCGCCAAAGUCAGUUUUACAGGACAAGUCAGCACUGGUAAGAAGGUGGCUGGCUCUGCUGCAGGCGGCAUGAAGUACGUUACGAUGGAAUUGGGUGGAAAGAGUCCGGUCAUCGUGCUUCCGGAUGCCGAUGUCGACCAGGCCGUUGAUGGCGCGAUGUUGGCAAACUUCUACAGCACAGGUCAAGUGUGCACAAAUGGCACGAGGGUGUUCGUUCCGAAAUCAAUGAAACAAAAGUUUGAGCAGACAAUCAAGGAGAAGAUACAGUUCGUGCGGGCAGGUGAUCUUUUCGAUAUGGAUACAAACUUUGGGCCCCUUAGCAGCAAAUCCCACUACGAGAAAGUCCAAAACCACAUCAAGCGCGGUGUCGAAGAUGAUAAGGCAAAACUGUUGUGCGGCGGUACUGGUCAUCCGGAAGGACUGCCGAGCGCGGUUAAGCAGGGAUACUGGGUAAAGCCUACAGUCUUCACGGACUGCACUGAUGACAUGUCUAUUGUCAAAGAGGAAAUCUUCGGCCCCGUCAUGUCCAUUCUCACAUACGACACCGUUGACGAGGCAGUCCGACGUGCAAAUGCGACAGAGCUUGGCCUGGCUGCAGGUGUCUUCGGCAAGGAUGUCAACGAGUGCCAUCGGGUCAUUAGCCAACUAGAAGCCGGCAUCACUUGGGUUAAUACAUGGGGCGAGUCGCCUGCGGAGAUGGCGGUUGGCGGCUGGAAACAAAGCGGUGUCGGCGUCGAAAACGGAAGACGCGGGUUGGAAGCAUGGGUCAGGAACAAAAGCACACUUGUUGAGAUGGGCGGCAGUGUAGCCACAGUUUUCUCAAAAUUGUAA
Messenger RNA from Truncatella angustata, 1509 nucleotides. Its product is annotated as betaine aldehyde dehydrogenase. The transcript has a single exon. The record is from RefSeq and is a predicted model, not a curated record. NCBI's taxonomy places the organism in Eukaryota, Fungi, Ascomycota, Sordariomycetes, Amphisphaeriales, Sporocadaceae. The coding region runs from base 1 to 1509 and encodes 502 amino acids. Gene Ontology annotation, molecular function: aldehyde dehydrogenase (NAD+) activity.